AUGGCACCAGACAUCCCUGUCAACCACACUGAUGCUGAUGACUUGCAUCCCUGUUAUAAAGUAGAUAAGGUCUCUUACAUGGUAAUAAGCACCCCUUCCACACUCUGUGUUUUACUGUGCAUAUUUCUGGGCUCAUUAUCUGCUCUAAUCGUGUGUGGAAAUCUUCUUGUAAUAGUCUCCAUCAUUUAUUUCAAACAGCUCCACACUCCCACUAACUCUCUGGUCCUCUCGCUGGCUGUGGCUGACCUGCUUGUUGGAGUUUUAGUCUUUCCUUUGAGCAUGAAAUUCACUGUUAGUGUGUGCCUGUUCUAUCAAGAUUUAUUCUGCAAAGUACGAGACAGCUUCGAUGCAACCUUGAGCACAGCUUUCAUUUUGAAUUUGUGUUGUAUUUCCAUUGACAGAUACUAUGCUGUGUGUCAGCCUCUGACAUACAGAAGUAAGAUGAAGGCUCAUGUUACUGUGAUCAUGAUCCUGGUAAGCUGGAGUGUUUCUAUUCUCGUUGCUGUUGGCUUUCUUGUUGCAGGAUUAAACCAUGAGAAAUGCAAAGGAGAUUGUAUUUCUGAUGUUCUACUUGCAAACAUUUUGGGACCAGCACUCUCAUUUUAUCUCCCAGUGAUUAUAAUGCUCUGCAUCUACCUGAAGAUUUUCCUCGUUGCACAGAGACAGGCACGGAGCAUCCAGAACACAACCAAGUGUGGAGCAACUGUGAGUAAGAUGGAGAAGAAGGCCACUAAAACACUGGCAACUGUUCUGGGAGUUUUUCUCAUGUGUUGGCUGCCUUUUUUUCUUUGUUUUAGUUGUCAGCUAUUGAAACAAGUGUCAGUGCCACUUGCUGUGUAUGAAACACUUAACUGGCUGGCACUGUGCAACUCUAUGCUAAAUCCCUUUAUUUAUGCUUUCUUUUACAGUUGGUUCAGGUCAGCUUUCAGAAUGAUAAUUUCAGGAAAAAUAUUUCAAGGUGACUUUGCUAACACAAAACUCCUUUGA
Molecule: messenger RNA, 987 nt
Organism: Archocentrus centrarchus (flier cichlid)
Lineage: Eukaryota; Metazoa; Chordata; Actinopteri; Cichliformes; Cichlidae
Product: trace amine-associated receptor 1-like
Exons: 1
Coding region: 1-987 (328 amino acids)
Biological process (GO): G protein-coupled receptor signaling pathway
Cellular component (GO): membrane
Molecular function (GO): trace-amine receptor activity
Source: RefSeq, a predicted model, not a curated record